Ziziphus jujuba (common jujube) is the source of this 1858-nucleotide messenger RNA. Its product is annotated as anthranilate phosphoribosyltransferase, chloroplastic. NCBI's taxonomy places the organism in Eukaryota, Viridiplantae, Streptophyta, Magnoliopsida, Rosales, Rhamnaceae. Gene Ontology annotation, molecular function: anthranilate phosphoribosyltransferase activity. The record is from RefSeq and is a predicted model, not a curated record. Gene Ontology annotation, cellular component: cytosol. Gene Ontology annotation, biological process: L-tryptophan biosynthetic process. Bases 362 to 1564 code for a protein of 400 amino acids. The transcript has 10 exons.
AUUGUGGUAUAUGAAAAUUGUUUUAGAAACCUUAAUAUCCCUUUUUCUUUUUUCUUUUUUUUAUUUUUUUUUCUUUAAAUAAAUAUUGUUAGUGGUUGGGUACGAGGACAGGCCAAUGUUUUUCUGUGCCAAUAUGCUAAUAUUCAACGCCGGUUUUGCAAACAAAGAAAACAAAAACAAUGGCGGAGAGUCGAGCCGUUUCCUAAAUCUCAGUUUCGGUUUCUGUGCCUCGUUUCGUGCUUAUCUUGUCGGAUAAAAGCAGACCCACAAACCAGAUCUGAGUGCAAAGAAGUUCACUUCUUUAUUCUUCAAUUUUCUUUAUUAUUAUUAUUAUUAUUAUUAUUAUUAUUUUUUCUUUGCAAUGGAAAUCUGCUUAAAGCUUCCACAGCCCGUGGUGGGUAUCUCUUCAUUGUCGUCUCAAUGCGCUAAGAUUCAGAAACAAAAUCCUCUAUUUCCAGCUUUGAUUCACAAUAGAAAUGGAAGAAGCUUGGGUUGUAGUGGGAGCACUGGACUUCGGUCUCUGCCCAUUGUCAGUGAAAAUUCAAGCCCACCUGCGACUUCCUUCAGUGAGUUGAUUGACUCUUUAAUAACCGGCGUGGAUUUAUCAGAGUCACAGGCUGAAAAUUCAUUGAAUAUCUUGUUGAAUGAGGCUGAUGAGGCUUUGAUCAGUGCGUUUCUUGUACUGUUGAGAGCGAAAGGAGAGACUUAUGAGGAAAUUGUGGGAUUGGCAAGGGCAAUGAUCAAUAAUAGUCUGAAGGUAGAAGGCUUAACUGAUGUGGUGGACAUUGUUGGAACAGGUGGAGAUGGUGCAAACACAGUAAAUAUAUCCACCGGUGCUUCAAUACUUGCUGCAGCUUGUGGUGCCAAAGUUGCAAAGCAAGGAAACCGGUCAAGUUCGUCUGCUUGUGGAAGUGCUGAUGUGUUAGAAGCACUUGGAGUAAUUAUUGACCUGGGCCCUGAGGGGGUAAAAAGGUGUAUAAAUGAAGCAGGAAUUGGUUUCAUGAUGGCUCCAAUUUAUCAUCCAGCAAUGAAGAUUGUCCGGCCUAUCAGAAAAAAGCUAAAAGUAAAAACUGUGUUCAAUAUAUUGGGCCCAAUGUUGAACCCGGCAAAUGUACCUUUCGCUGUUGUUGGUGUGUACACUGACGACUUGGUCCUCAAGAUGGCUAAAUCUUUACAAUUAUUUGGUAUGCAAAGAGCAUUAGUUGUUCACUCAGAGGGCCUGGAUGAGAUGAGUCCCCUUGGACCUGGGCUGAUCUAUGAUGUUACACCAGAAAAGAUUGAGAAGUUCUCCUUUGAUCCAUUGGAUUUUGGAAUUCCUCGUUGUACCCUAGACGAUUUGCGAGGUGGAGACCCCCAGUAUAAUGCUGAGGUAUUAAAGCGUGUACUGUCAGGGGAGAAGGGUGCCAUUGCAGAUGCACUUGUCUUGAAUGCUGCAGCAGCUCUCUUGGUUAGCCGCUGUGUGAGCAACUUGGCUGAAGGAGUUGCUCUGGCCCGCGAGACACAAUUAUCAGGAAAAGCUAUGGAGACACUUGAUCAAUGGAUAGACAUCUCCAAUAAAUUUUAAAAGUAGAGACAUGUUGAGGAGGUCUGGUACUUGGUGUGAAUAUAUCUAUCGCUUGUGGAGCUGUAGAGACUGAAAGCCAUAUUGUUCAUCAUCAUUGUCAAAGACAACAAUGUUCAAGGCAAAUACAAUAAAAAAUAAAUACGUGAAAGGAUUUUAUGGUGUUUAAAUUUUUGAUACGCUGGUGUCAUGGUUGAUGUCAUGGUUGAUCAUCUUCUAGUGCCAAAUCAAUUUACAUAUAACAAAUAAUUGUAUUCUGCUUUUUAACUUCAUAAAAUAUGUCUUGAUCUUUUUUUC